Messenger RNA from Mus caroli (Ryukyu mouse), 1801 nucleotides. Lineage: Eukaryota; Metazoa; Chordata; Mammalia; Rodentia; Muridae. The record is from RefSeq and is a predicted model, not a curated record.
GACACGGCUGGCGCGGGCGGGCCCGUCCCCCCUGCCCCUGGGUCGCUCUUUUUAAGCUCCCCUGAGCCGGGGCUGCGCUCCUCUAAUUGGGACUCCGAGUCGGGGCUAUUUCUGGUGUUGGCGCGGCUCCAAGAAGGCAUCCGCAUUUGCGACCGGCGGCGGCGGCGGUGGCGGCAGAGCCCAGGCCGGUGCCCUGAGCCCAGCCACGCCGCACCCGGCAGCCCCGAGCGCGCCCCGCCGGCGGCCUGCGGAGCUCGCGACUCACUGUGUGCUGCCCCACACAUAGAGAAGGAGAAUGAGCGAGUCGGGCUCAAAGUCCAGCCAGCCCCUGGCCUCCAAGCAGGAAAAGGAUGGGACUGAGAAGCGAGGCCGGGGCAGGCCGCGCAAGCAGCCUCCGGUGAGUCCUGGGACGGCGCUGGUAGGGAGUCAGAAAGAGCCCAGUGAAGUGCCAACUCCGAAGAGACCUCGGGGCCGACCAAAGGGAAGCAAGAAUAAGGGCGCCGCCAAGACCCGGAAAGCCACCACAGCUCCAGGGAGGAAACCAAGGGGCAGACCCAAGAAACUGGAGAAGGAGGAAGAGGAGGGCAUCUCCCAGGAGUCCUCUGAGGAGGAGCAGUGAUGACCACUCGCAGUGCCGCCUGCUCCAUAGCCACUGAGGAGCAGCUAUCCCCUGGGACUGGAAGCCCUGCUCCCAGGCCCCUCCCCGCCCCCACUGCACACUACCGCACCAGGCACCAGCUGCAGGCUCUGCUCCGUGGCACCCAAGGGAGCAGGAUUCGGCUCAGUCCCUGUGCCCUUCUCCCGACACACCUGCCCCAUCCUGACAAGGCUAACUUCCCAUUUAGCCGCAGCCCGGCCUGCUGCGCACCUCCCUCAGAGCUGUGGCUCUCUGGGCGCUUUGUUUUGCAGGUCCUUUCUGCCCUGCUGUUCCUGGCUUCCCCGUAGAGGGUCCUGGGAGCAUUCCCUGGCCUUAAGGGGCCCCAGCCCCAUCUCAUUCUAACAAGGCCCAUUGGCUGACCUAGCAGCAGCAGUGUGGUCAUUGCAGGGGAUGCUUAGAUCCCAGCAUGUCCCCACCAAAGUGUCACCGGGUGGGUUUCUCAGCCCCUCCUGCCCCACCCUACAGAGAUCCUGCACUAGGUUGGCUGAGCCCCUUGACAACAGGAAGUAGGAUGAUGUUGGCUCCACCCACUUUGCUGUUCUCACCUGAGACUAGACAGAUGGGGUUACCACCCAUCUCCGGAGUGAGGUCCUGUUCUCGCCUCCACCAAAGGCAAACGGGGCACCAACACGCUUCCCCCAGUCCACUCUAGGCUGUUCCUUUCUCCCGCAGGGCACUAAGGAGCUAGCCUUGCCGCCCCUCCUUUUCGCUCCUCCCUGCCCCCCAUGGUUCUGGUUCCAUCUUCUCCUCUGUUCACAAACUACCUCUGGACGGUUGUGUUGUUUUUUUUUUGUUCCAUGUUCAUUCUUAGAUACCCACUAUUGCUGCUGCUACCAGCGUCAGAUGUUCAUCCUCCUGACUUUGCCUGUAUUCUCUCCCCCACACAAUACACUCGAGGGGAAGGGGGGCUGGGGCGCAGCAGGCUGGUUACCUACCCCACACUAAGGAAGAUGGGGGCCCGCCCCGUGGAUGCUGCAGCAGAGUGAGGAGGGGGGCCCACUUUGAUGGGAAAAGGGUGUAGGGCCACCUCCCCUCGUUCUGUGGGGGAGGGGUGGCCAGUAUUUGUCCCAGCCUGGGGCUUCCUCCCUGGUUUCUUAUUUGCAGUUACUUGAAUAAAAAACAAAUAGCCUUUUCUGGACAGUC